Messenger RNA from Sardina pilchardus (European sardine), 3189 nucleotides. It is a transcript of the gene ildr2b, whose product is annotated as immunoglobulin-like domain containing receptor 2. The transcript is spliced from 9 exons. The coding region runs from base 82 to 1908 and encodes 608 amino acids. The record is from RefSeq and is a predicted model, not a curated record. Lineage: Eukaryota; Metazoa; Chordata; Actinopteri; Clupeiformes; Clupeidae. Gene Ontology annotation, biological process: pancreas development. Gene Ontology annotation, cellular component: membrane.
CAGAUCCUGAGAAUGAGGUGGAACGCGGUAUGAGAAUGAGAUGGACUGAACUUCUAUAAAUGUCCGUUUUAUUAUUCGGAAAUGGCCUUGAAGUUGAGUUGGAUACUUUUAAUGUUUUUCUUUGCGUCGAGCUGUGAUGGCGUCGACGUGAUGGUGCGAGAGACCAAGAAGUUCGCCACGCUCUUCCAGUCGGUGGUGCUCCCGUGUCAGUAUUCCACGCCCUCCACCCAGAAGGCCGUGGUGCAGUGGUGGUACAAGUCCUACUGCGCGGACCGCACGCGCGACUCCUUCUCCUCCUUCCCCGAGUCCCUGGGCGUCCGCGCCUCCGAGCUGGGCUCCAAGUCCCACCUGGAGUGCGCCGACAGCAGCCGCACCGUCCACAUCGUGGCCUCCGGGCAGGGGGCCUCGCAGACGCUGUCGCCGCAGUACAAGGGCAGAGACAUCUCCAUCAUCAACCAGGCGGACCUGCGCAUCGGCGAGCUGCAAUGGGGAGACAGCGGCGUGUAUUACUGCAAGGUGGUCAUCGCCGACGACGUGGUGGGCCAGAACGAGGCGUAUGUGGAGCUUCUUGUAAUGGGUAGGACAGGUGAGCUGGACGAUAUCCUGCCUGAGUUUGAUAUGGAGAUAAUGCCAGAGUGGCUGUUUGUGGGGGCUGUGGUGCUGGGCAGCAUCCUCUUCCUGUUACUGGUGGGCAUCUGCUGGUGCCAGUGUUGCCCUCACUCCUGCUGCUGCUACGUACGCUGCUGCUGCUGUCCGGAAACCUGCUGCUGCCCACGCCACCUGUACGAAGCAGGGAAGAUGAUCAAGAGCACCCAGCCCACCCCCAUCCCCAUGUACGCCCCGUACUACCUGCCCGGCGUCCCCACCAUCGUCCCCCAGCCCUCCCUCUCCAUAAUCGAGUCCAAGAUGGCCUCCGUCCCCCCGUCUGUGGACCACAACGGCCCUGGAGCUGCUGGAAGUGUAUCAGAAUUAAGCUCUCUGCACGAGGGCGAUACAGAUUUCCGGCAGACCUAUCGGCAGGUGCAGAGGAAAGCUCUCCCACCAAUCAGUGACUUUGAUGACGAGCCGCGCGUCCGGACCGGAUCCAGUUCCCAUGGACACCGGUCCACACGCUACCCCAGCAACCACACGGAGGACCACCACGAUGCCAGGUGGAACCCUCGGUCGGAGCACUUGCAGAGGAAGGCCUUUGGCACCAGGGGGCGCACCGGCUCUCUGGACGAGCUGGAGGAGUUUGCCAGGUCCUACGGGGACCACGGGCGCCGCGGCGACCCCCGAGACCUCGAGCGCGACUACGACCUGGAGCUGAGGCCGCGCGACAACUACCCGACCUACCGGGCCGGCUCGCCGCCGCGCCGCUACCGGGACGACAACGACGACGCCGGCGGCGGCAGCGGGGGCUGGCACAGCCGGCACAGCCCGCCGCCGUCGCCGCGGAAGCGGCGGGACACGGCCGACAGCGAGCGCGAGCACGGGCGAGGGCCCCGCAGCAACUCGUACGACGACACGUUCCUCAACACGCUGCUGGAGCGCAAGGCGCGGGGCGGGGGCGGAGGAGGGGGGGGCGGGAGGGGGGCGCGGGGCGAGGGCGACGACAGUGACACGCCCUCCAAGGGCAGCUCCAAGAAGAGCAGCGACUGCUACUACAGCCGCUCGCCCAGCAACCGGCCGGAGGAGGACGACCCGCUGCCGCCCUACUCGGAGCUGGUGCUGGAGCGGAACCGGGCCCUCAGUCCGCCCAAGCCGCCCGAGCGCUACCGGACUGUGGACCCCAGUGCGCAGCCGUUCUCGUACACGCGGCCCGCUAACGGCCAGAGCGUGGCCCACACCUUGCAGGAGCGCCGCGAUGACCGUGACAAGUCCAGGAAAGUGAACACUCAUCUAAGCAGAGACUCUCUCAUAGUAUGACUCCACCAGAGAAGCUUGCGGGCGCAAAAGCGCCAGUCACACACAGCAGACUAACUAAGCAGCAAAUACACCAAUCUGCCUGAGAUCCAGCCGUCAGACUGACCGAGAGGAAAAUAACUGGAUAACUUACCCAGAGGACACAAGGAUUGUGUGUGUGGGUGUGGGUGUGUGUGUGUGUGUGUGUGUGUGUGUGUGCACACGCUCGCGCACAGAUGUGUGUGCGUGCAUGUGGCAAUAUACAUAAGUGUGCAUAUGCACAUGUAUUUCUGUGUAUUUACAUAUGUUACCUAACCUGACUAAGUGCCGUGUGUGUAUGUGUGUGUGUGUGUGUGUGAGAGAGAGAGAAUGGUAAGGUGUGCAACACUCCUGGCCCACUUACCAUCUCCUUGUUUUCUUGAAGUCAUGCCUUUAUGUCUCCGAAAAAAAAGGAACAAUCUAAUGAUUGGGAUUGUUUUCUUUUUCAAUGUGUACAAUUAAUGACCAUGCUGCAUCCAAUAACAGUUACAAACUGUGAGGGAGCAGUAGUCCCAGAAUGGGAUGUUACAACAAUACAUCAUUGUGUGGAGCUGCUGUGGAGCUGUUCUGUGUUGAUGGUUCCCCAGAAGCAUCACUCUUAAAACGAAUGUGUUGAAAACAACACAAGUUGUGUUAUUUUUUAACACAUCUCUGUGUCCAGAUAGGGACAACACAGUUUGUGUUGUUUCCUUUUUUAUUUGUUACACAAUAUGUGUGGAAAACUACACAACUUGGGUUGUUUUAGCACAUCUCUGUGUCCAGAUAGGGGCAACACAGUUUGUGUUGCUUCCUUUUCUAUUUGUCACACAGAAUGUGUUGAAAAUAACACAAUGUGUUAAAAACAACACAACUUGUGUUGUUUUAACACAUCUCUGUGUCCAGAUAGGGACAACACAGUUUGUGUUGUUUCCUUUUCUAUUUGUCACACAGUAUGUGUUGAAAAUAACACAAUGUGUUGAAAACAACACAAUGUGUUGAAAACAACACGACUUGUGUUGUUUAUGUAACACAUCUCUGUGUCCAGAUAGGGACAACACAUUUGUUUUAAGAGUGUACUAUGUUUAUUUCUUUGUAUGUACUGUAAGUGCACACCAUUGCCUUUUAAGUGUUCUAAAUUUGCACUAUAGUGUAGUAUUACUGAUACAGAGUUAAUCAGUUGACCCAGACGGGUUGGCAGUUCAAAAAGGUGCCAUUCUUUUGUAUGUAUUUGUAUUUCAUAAUGUUUGCCAUUAUGAUGUUUUUGAUAUAAACAUGCUGUCUAUUUUA